Saccharomycopsis crataegensis is the source of this 1629-nucleotide messenger RNA. RefSeq names its product Dml1p (gene DML1). The coding region runs from base 1 to 1629 and encodes 542 amino acids. Gene Ontology annotation, cellular component: mitochondrion; cytoplasm. Lineage: Eukaryota; Fungi; Ascomycota; Saccharomycetes; Ascoideales; Saccharomycopsidaceae. Gene Ontology annotation, biological process: mitochondrion organization. The record is from RefSeq and is a predicted model, not a curated record. The transcript has a single exon.
AUGAAGGAAAUAAUAAACAUUUCGCUUUCUCACAAAGCAAACCAUUUGAAUACUCAUUUCUACAACUUCCAAGAGGAUUUCCUCGAUUACAAUCCCUCAUCGUCUCAGAAAUCAUCGACUAAUGACGCUGAUUUGAAUGUGUAUAACAAUCCAAUUAUAUCACCAGAUAAGCGAUCAGUAUCUUAUAGCCCUAGAUUGAUGUUAUGGGAUAUGAGAAACGGGUUUGGGGCUCUUGAUGAAGCAGAAACUUAUAAUGAAUCAUUGACAAAGACUAGUCAAACCAUCUACAAUACCUACGGCAUUGAGACUUGGAAUAAUAAUCAAGCGGUUCAACAAAUUAAAAUAAAUGAUAACAAAAAACAGAAAAAAAGUGAUUAUCAAGAGGCAUUGGAUAAAAUGAACUUGGCCCCGAAAUUGACCCCUCAAAAUACAAUGUAUUGGUCAGAUUACUCUCGAAUGAUAUAUUCUCCAAAAAGCUUCAAUACUUUGAAAAACUGGGAAAUUGAUCCGGUACAUUACCCCAAAGGGAAGCUAAAGUAUCUUCCUCAUGAUUCACCAGCACAAAAACCUUUCAAUGAUUUCGAUUUGGGGGUUGAUGAGUGGAAACAAAAUGGGUUCAAUGUCGAUUAUUUAGACACCAAAUUCAGAUAUCUCUUGGAACAAUGUGAUAAUUUGUCAGGGAUAAAUAUCACCACAGAAUGUGAUAGUGGCUGGGGAGGAAUUUCUCAUGAAAUGAUCCCAUUGCUCAAAGAUGAAUUUUUAUCAAAAAAUACCAUAUUCUCUUGGGGGUUAUAUGAUAACUCCCCAAUGAAAAAUGCACAGCAAGUGGUUACAAGAAUCAGAAGUAUCUUGGCUUUAGUUGAAAAUAGUUCUAUUUUCUUACCGAUAUCCAUGCCAGAGAGCCUUCCAUCAAGUUUUUUUGGUGAUAAUAAGGCACUAGAAGCAAAGUUUUGCGGAUCAAUGUGGUACGAAACUGCUUUGCAAUCUGUCGCUUACGAAACUGUGAUGUCUUUGUUUGCCAAUAAGCACAAAGAGGGCGGGCAAGACAUUUAUUCAAUGAGUGAAUUGGAAAUGGGAUUGAACAUGGGAACUAAUAGAAACAUUGUCUCUCUGAUAGCUUCCAGUUUUGGUUCGAUGAAUGAUUACAUUGAUAACAGUUUUACUACAUUAGAUUUUUCAGGAAAAGCAUUCGAUCUCAAGCUGACUGGGAAAUCUGAUCAUAUUUUUGCCAAGAAUCUCGUAAUAAGACCACCAAGCGUUACGAAUGAUGAAAUUUUUGAUGAAUCCUUAAUCAUUGAUAAUUUUGGGAAAUUUACCGACUUGAAUCGAAAUCACGGAGUCUCAUUGAGGGGACUUACUAGUUAUUCCAACCAAUUGGCAUUUAGAACCCCUGAUACUUUCCCCGCAGAACAUAUUCCUAUUAAUCCAAGAGAUCACUCUGUUUCUGUUGCGUUGACUGUGUCGACUAAAGCUAAGAGAGUAUUGUUGAAUUACAAGAGAAAAUUGGGUACCCUUCUUAGAAAAAAUAGUGAUGAAAAAGAGGAUUUGGUCGAUAAAUUAGCGACUUUGGCACAAGAAUACGAAUAUGGUUGGGAUAGUGAUGAUGAUGAUUUUGAUGAUUAUUAUUAA